AUGGAUUUAUUGUCGAAUCGUCGUGAUAUAUUAACUCUCAUGAACUCGACACGAAGUUUCAUCGUAGUAACAGCGCAUUUUCUUAACACAGCAAAUAACUGCACUCCUGAAUCUGAACAUGAGAUGGUGACAUUGACAGCACGAAGAAUGUAUCAGGCACACACUGCUGAUUAUAUAAAAGAAUGCUUUCAAAAUAUUACCGACGAGUUUUCAAUAGAAAAGGGUUGCAUCUUAUCAAUUACCACUGAUGGUGGUGCUAACAUGGUUGCUGCAGUGAAGAAAUUUUUGGAAGAUGGAAAAAGAAUUCCUUGCAUGGCUCAUUUGUUGAAUUUAAUAGUGGAUGGCGCAACAAGAGAUAAUGCACCAGUUCUUCAAAUUGCAAAUCGGGUCAAAGCCAUUGUAUUUCAAACAAUCAGUGAAUGCAAUGGAUGA
This is a messenger RNA of Bactrocera dorsalis (oriental fruit fly), 432 nucleotides long. RefSeq lists its product as uncharacterized. NCBI's taxonomy places the organism in Eukaryota, Metazoa, Arthropoda, Insecta, Diptera, Tephritidae. Bases 1 to 432 code for a protein of 143 amino acids. The transcript is spliced from 3 exons. The record is from RefSeq and is a predicted model, not a curated record.